Molecule: messenger RNA, 530 nt
Organism: Herpailurus yagouaroundi (jaguarundi)
Lineage: Eukaryota; Metazoa; Chordata; Mammalia; Carnivora; Felidae
Gene: FAM240A
Product: family with sequence similarity 240 member A
Exons: 2
Coding region: 7-282 (91 amino acids)
Source: RefSeq, a predicted model, not a curated record
AAGGGGAUGAACAAUCAGUACGUCCGCCGGGAAGUCUUCUGCGGAAACACCUGCCACGAGCUCAAGCGUUUCUGGGAACGGGAGAUCGGCAAGCAGACCUACUACCGACAGUCGGAGGAAUAUCGCCUGGGAAAAAGCGCCCUGAGAAAGCUCAGAGAAGGAUGGAGGCAGAGACUGGAAGCAAAGCUGAGACUUCAGAACAGCCCAGAUGAGACCAAAAAGCGGGCAAACGCUGGCCGGGAGCAUCUCGCUUCGCUGACCCAAGAGGAUUCAAAGCACUGAGGUCACUGCGCCGGGAGCAGUCCAUGCAAAUGGCCGAGUCCCUGAGCUAUGCCGCACAGAUGUCACACUGCCCCCGACCCGUGACGGAUCUACCCGCGCGUCCUCCCGGGUGCCAACUGGGAAUUAUCAGCCAAGUCGGUCCCCUCCACGUGGGGGCCGGCAUAUUAUCCCAAGUGUCCCUAAAGAUGAGGUUAUUUAAUACCAGAGUUCCACGCAGCAUGCUUCAUUUCCGUAUCGUUACCUUCCGA